Molecule: messenger RNA, 2709 nt
Organism: Durusdinium trenchii
Lineage: Eukaryota; Dinophyceae; Suessiales; Symbiodiniaceae
Source: the annotation of a GenBank genome assembly
AUGGUUGGCAUCUACGUCUUUCUACUGAUGAUGAUCGCCAAGAUUGCCCACGGCCGAAAGAAAAGGGUGGCAGCUGAGGAGGGCGAGGUUCAAGCUCACUUUGGUGGGUCUUUUGGAGCAUUCACGCUCUUCCUCACGACCUUUUCCACCGUCUACUCCGGCUUCACAGUGACGGGCAUUCCUGACGAAGCUUUCUCGAAGGGCUUUGUGUCUGUGCGAUGGGUUGGAGCCACCUUGGUCAUUGUCGCAGGCAUGCUGCUGAUGUAUCCAAGGCUCCGACGCUUGGCUGUUGCACGGGCCUACAGUAGCCCCAUGGACUUCAUCUCGGACCGCUUCGGCACGGUGCGGCUGCGGCUGCUUUGUGCGGCCUGCGGCAUCAUUCCCAUGGUGAUCUACAUCACGGCACAGAUGAUCUCCUUUGCUGCCAUGGUCGAAGGAAUGACCUUGGAACUUGUUCCAAAGUGGGCCUGCAUGCUGAUCUUCUGUGUGCUGAUCCUCACCUUGGAGGUGCUUGGCGGAAUGAACAGUGUGGUCCUCACCGAUGUGGUCCAAUGCAUCGUGAUGAUCGCUUCCUUCGUGGUCGUCUCCGCGGUGCUUGCGGCGGAGUAUGGCUCCUUGCCACAGCUUGGGCCAUCGGAUUGCUCCUUCCUGGAACUGGUCUCCGGCAAUGUGACGGAUGCCUAUUCUGUCCCGGAGACCUGUGGACCAGACCAGACGGGUUGUGUGAAAGCGGGUUGCAUCGCGGCGGUGAAGCCGAACUUCUACGAGUUCCCGAGCCGAUCCACCUUGUGCGACAUCAUUUUCUUCCUCGUGAACAUGCUGGCAGCCCCUUUGCAGCCCCACAUGGUCCAGCGAGCCUACAUCGCUUCAAGUGAUGCCAAUCUUCGCAUCGUGAUGGCUGCCAUGCUGCUAGCGCCAUUCGUGGCACAACCCCCCGGCAUUGUCAUCGGAUUAACGAAAAGUGCGUACAAUUCCGCUUGGCCCUUGGUUGAUCAAGAGGCCACGGCCUUCUCUGGCUUGACUGCACAACUCAAGAUGACGGGACCUUUCCAGUACUUCUUGGUGACAGUCAUGACCUGCUCCUGCUUGGCCGCCAUUAUGUCCACAGCAGAUUCCGCCCUCAUGGGAGCCUCCAGUGUAGUGUCUUUAGAUGUUGUAAAGGGGACGCUGCUUCCCUCGCUCUCCAAGAAGAACGUUGUCCGGGUGGGUGAGUUGAAUUCAGUGCUCGUGUGUGGUCUAGCCUUUCUGCUGGGCAUGCAUUUAAAUGCUGACCAGAUGGGCGUGAUCAUUGUUUUCCAGAAUGGUAUGUUGAUGCAGAUGCUGCCGGCCUUUUGCUUCGGCUUGUACCUGCAGGUUUCGGAGCUUCCUGUUUCCGCCGGAAUCUUGACCGGCCUCAUCUCCUUGGUGAUUCUCACCAUCACAGGUAAUCCAUUGGAUGGCUAUGUGCCGGCGGUCAACGUCUCUGUCUUCCUGAACUUUCUCGUCGUGGCUGUGAUGGAACUUCUCGGUCGAUGUGGAGCCUGCGGAGGCUGCGAGAAGUCCACCGAAUUGGACGUGGCGGAAAUUCGCAAGGUCAUGGCGACUUCCAAGGAGCCCAAGCUAGUGCUGAUCGCUUUGAUGUUUGGCUUGGCCCUGAUCUCUGCACCUUGGUAUGGUGCACCAGGAGUGCAAGAGCCCAUGAUCUGGGGCGCACCCAGGUGGGCACUCAUCCAGAUGAUUUGCUACGUGGUGAUUUUCUUCCUCGGUCUGGUGACAUCCUUCCUUUGGAAGCCACCCACCCAGACGCCCGUGAAGGGCCCUCCCAACACCGUGAAGGGCGGGGACCGCGGGUGUGUGCUGCCGGGUGUCGACGACCGUGUGGUGGGUGUGGCGCCCUCGGAGGCGGAGACGGCCUCGACGGAACAGGUGGUGAAGAAGUUGGAUCGGUCGCAGGCUUUGUUGUCUCGUGUCCUGGAAAGGCCUCAACAACGCUAUGGCCGUCCGAUGAUCACAUCCCACGAGAUCGGCUGGCGCGAAAAGAGUUUGGAGCGCUUCGGUGUGAGCCAGCAUGGCAUCAAGCGGGACCCGGGCAUUUGGUCAUGGAAUUGGUCAGAGGCGGUGAGCUCUUUGAUGUCAUCGACCCUCAAUGAGGUUGAAGCCAAGUACAUUUUCCGGCAGCUUCUCGAGGGUGUUGGAUACAUGCACAGCAAGAAUGUGAUCCACCGAGACCUCAAGCCCGAGAACAUCUUGAUCGCCGCGAGCCGUGAGCUCCCGCCGCCGAUGUCCGGGACCUUGCGCGAGGUGAAGAUCGCAGACUUUGGGCUGUCGAAGAUCAUCAAUGAGGGCUCCUCCUUCGCGAAGACCUUCGUGGGGACGCCGCAGUAUUGGGCGCCGGAGGUCCUCAAUGUACAGAGAGGGGGAGGCAGCUACACCCAAGCGGCAGACUACUGGAGCUUGGGCGCAGUGCUCUUCGUCAUGCUGGGUGGCCGAUAUCCCUUUGACGGGAAGGCCAUGCCGUUGGAGGAACAAAUCCGAACGGCAAGCUUCAGCAUGACGUCGGCCGCGUGGCAGCGCGUCUCGGAGGAGGCGAAGGACAUGGUCCGAGGCCUCUUGAAGGUGAAUCCGGCAGAGCGCCUCAAACUGGAGGACUGCAUGGUUCAUCCCUGGGUUGCAGGCAGGUGGCCUAAUGCUUUCGCUCUUUUGCAAGCUCCACGUGGUCCUCAUGUCUGA